AUGGAUUUGGGAAUGGUUACAAAGGAUUCGAGCUGGUGGGUUUUCACUCUUCCGGCAUUUCUUGGCUCUAAAAAUCUUCUCGAUGAAUAUGUACUUCUUGCAAUAGCACUGGCUUCUGUAUUUCUUGCUGUUCUUACAUGGGCUUUCUCCCCUGGGGGCACAGCAUGGAAAAAUGGCAGAAAUCGGCAUGGAGCUGUUCAAAUCCCUGGGCCGAGAGGUUUCCCAGUAGUCGGAAGCCUUUUUAAUCUCAGCCGUGGUUUGGCCCACCGCUCUUUGGCAGCCUUGGCUGUAGCUUGUAAAGCUAAGCAGCUGAUGGCGUUCAGCCUUGGCGGCACCCCGGUUGUGGUGGCUUCUGAUCCUCUUAUUGCUAAAGAGAUUUUAACCUCACCUCACUUUGCUGAUCGACCUAUUAAACAGUCGGCUAAGAGCCUGAUGUUUACCCGAGCCAUUGGGUUUGCUCCUAACGGAACCUACUGGAGGCUCCUCCGUCGCAUCGCCGCCUCCCACCUCUUCGCUCCCCGCCGCAUUGCGGCCCAUGAAACUGGACGUCAAAUGGACUUAGCCACCAUGUUGAGCAACAUAGAAUAUGAACAGACACUCGACGGGAGAGUGUCUUUAAGGAAGCAUUUACAAGCUGCAGCCUUAAAUAACAUUAUGGGGAGCGUUUUCGGGAAACGUUACGACCCGACCGAGGAUGGCGAGGAGCUUAAGGAACUAGAGGACAUGAUUAGAGAAGGGUUUGAGCUUUUAGGUGCUUUCAAUUUUUCAGAUUAUUUGCCAUGGAUUUCGUAUUUCUACGACCCGUUUAGGAUCGUUUCACGAUGUGAAGAACUCGUCCCACGGGUUCGUAAACUAGUGAAGGGAAUCAUCGAAGAGCACAAAGUGAAAAAUCAAAGUGAAAAUCUGUCUUAUAAUGAUGAUUUUGUCGAUGUUUUGCUCAAUUUGGAGGGUGAAGAGAAGCUCAAUGAAGAUGAUAUGAUUGCUGUUUUGUGGGAAAUGAUAUUUAGAGGAACUGAUACAACUGCCUUGUUAACUGAGUGGGUUAUGGCGGAGCUGGUGUUGCACCCGGAGGUUCAGAGGAAGCUGCAGGAUGAACUCGAUGGUGCGGUUGGGGACCGGAACAUUACAGAUGCUGACACGGCGAAGCUUCCUUUCCUACAAGCAGUGAUCAAGGAGACAUUAAGGUUGCACCCGCCGGGACCGCUCCUAUCAUGGGCCCGUCUUUCCACGGCAGAUGUCCAUCUCAGCAAUGGAAUGGUGGUCCCGGCUAACACGACGGCGAUGGUCAACAUGUGGUCAAUUACCCACGACUCCGAAUUUUGGAAGGAUCCAUUGGAGUUUCGUCCUGAAAGGUUUGUCGCGUCCCAAGGUGGCACUGAUUUAGACGUUAGAGGUGGCGAUCUACGGUUGGCUCCUUUUGGGGCUGGCCGCAGGGUUUGCCCUGGCAAGAAUUUGGGACUUGUUACGGUGGCUCUUUGGGUGGCGAAGCUGGUGCUCCACUUCAAUUGGGCGGAGGACAAGGCUAAUUUGGUUGAUCUUAGUGAAGUUUUGAAGCUGUCUUGUGAAAUGAAGUAUCCACUAUCUGCUGUUACCAAGUCAAGGAAGGUUCCAUUUUAG
Messenger RNA from Fraxinus pennsylvanica, 1617 nucleotides. NCBI's taxonomy places the organism in Eukaryota, Viridiplantae, Streptophyta, Magnoliopsida, Lamiales, Oleaceae. The record is from the annotation of a GenBank genome assembly.